ACAAAGUUCUUACUAUGAAUAUAGUACCUUUUAACAGAUCGAUAGUCAAUUUGAAUCCAAGUGAUUCAUAAUUGAAGUUCAAUUAUUCUUUUUGUGGCAAGAUUGAAAAAGCAAGAUAGACAGAAAGAAAAAAAUGUACAGUAGUAUAUUUUAACUGAAGAUCCAACGACGUGACUCUUCUAAACCUCCCUUCUCCAUUUUGUUGGCGCAAUUGCUUAGAAAUUCCCUGAAAGGUGGUUGUCUCCAAUUCCCUAAAUCAAUUUCUUAUAAUAAAAAAAGAAUGGAGGACGGAGAUGAUUGGAUAGCCCGAGAUAAGCUUUACCACGUCCUGUUUUGCUUCUUCAUUGCUAUCGUUACCUCCUUUGUCGCGGAAAGAGCCCGUUACCCUUUCAUCCGCCGGCGGAGCAUCUGGGUCGGAUCCAUUGUCUCACUCGCUGCCGGCGCCGCUAAGGAGGUGGCCGACGAAUUGGGUUAUUUCCGGUCAGCAGGCGCAUCUACCAAGGACGCUGUUGCCGACGUCUUUGGCACUCUUACCGCUGCUCUCGCUCUUUCUCUCUACAAAUCAUCCUUCUUUCACCGCAGUCCCGAUCAAUCCAUUCAAGCUAAGGCACUACAGAUGGUGUAAUCGGUUACUUGAUUUAAAUCCAUCAGCUGAUUCGGUACUUCACGACGCUCAAUUUCUACGUUUAACCUCUAUCAUCAUAAUAUAAAUGUUCUCAAAUUUUGAACUGGAAAUAGUUUUGGGGGUUUUAUUCUUUUUGAGGGAAAACUAGUGUAGACAAAUCGACUAUAAUAUGAGAGUUUUAAUGCAAACAAUGUAGAGUUAUUAACCUAUUUACUCAUGGAAAAGUGUUUCGUGUAAAGUUUACUACUAGUUAAAAUAAAUUGGCCUAGAAAGGAAUGAAUCUUAACGUUAUUGCAGCCUAGUGUAGAUUAACCGACUAUGUUAUAUGGGUAUCACCCUUUGGUAGAAUAGUUAUUGUUCUUACACUUAAUAGGACUUCGAUUUUUUUUUUCUGCCUGCAUUGAAUAGCCAAGUGUAACAGGGAGAGCAUAUUUUCACUUUCUUUGUUUCUGUCAAUAUAGUACCUCUUUGAGAAAACAGUCAGAUUUGCGUUUCACAUUGAUUUAGCAUUCAAGAGACAUAGCAAGAGCAUCGUCUUCCUUUUUUGGAUGACCAAGUUAUUUGUCAAUUAAAAUUGAAAGUUAUUGAAUAUGUGAAGAUCUUAGCGGAAUAAGAUUGGACAAAUUUGUUUGUCAGACUCCAACUUAUAAUCAGCUUUGUCGUAGCUGCAUAUCACCUUGUUAAAUCCAGUAAUUUCAGAGAUUACUGAGGUAAAUGAUCGACUCUGAAUCAUGUUUGGAAAAAAAAAUAAAUGUCGGCAGUGCACAAACAGAGGUAACCGUUUCAUAUCAGGUUGAGCUCAUUACGUAUAUAGUUAUAUCGCAAGUUAUGCAGCGUUCUAAUUGCAACAAUUUCGAUUUUUAAUAUGACAUUAAGCUGGAUUUCCGUAUGCCAAUAUGGCAGUACUUUAGGGAAGAACAAGAGUUCCUUUUUCUGAUACUCAAGCAUUUACUUUUCUAGUUAGAGACCAACGUCUUGGGGCUAACGUGG
Messenger RNA from Nicotiana attenuata, 1615 nucleotides. RefSeq lists its product as uncharacterized. The record is from RefSeq and is a predicted model, not a curated record. Lineage: Eukaryota; Viridiplantae; Streptophyta; Magnoliopsida; Solanales; Solanaceae. The transcript has a single exon. Bases 281 to 625 code for a protein of 114 amino acids.